AGACACGACUUUGAGGACCGAAUGAGGCUUGUCACUGGUGCUGUGACAAAAGUCCCUGAACAGGUGGGGUUGAUGACACAGGUAGAAGCGGUGACGCAAAGCUUCUGCGAAAGUUUUGAAUGCAACGAGGAGGUUAAAUAUAUUCAAGAAACAAAGCAACAAAACACACUUUUUGAGGCCGUAAAGGAGAAUGUGAUGAACCACAAGAAGAGAAAUGAGGAUCAGAGACGGAAAGCAGAGUAGUCAGAUACUGAGGACGUGGCUGUUGAGGAUUUUUAUAUUGACGAAUUGCCUCAAUUACCACCAUCAAGGCAAAGGGUUCAAGGUACCCGUGUGAGGUUCGGAUCGAGACGGAGGAGGGACGAUUAAGGUAUGCAAGGAACAAGGGUCAUGGGCAACAUGUGCCAAAGGGUCGAGAAGAGUUGGCCAGUGUGGGCUGUUCCGCCACGAGGUGGGUAUGGGUGUGGGGGGAAGAGGUUGUGGACGAUGUGGAUGGAUGCUGGAAGGGUACAUGCAAUGUAUGUAGAACUAUGUCACCAUAGCACCAGUGGACUUUACCAAUGUAUGUGUGUAUGUGAUUAAGGCAGAGAUCUCCAAGAGGGAGUGAAACGGCACAGGAAUCAAAGAGAAAAAGAAGAAAAAAGGAAGAAAAUACAAGGAAGGACGAGGGAGACAACAACUCUUUUUUCCUGACUCAGCUAUCUGCAGUCAACAGUUGAAGGCAGUGUCAUGUUUUGUUUCCACCUGUGUGGGUAGAAGAAGACAAA
Molecule: messenger RNA, 767 nt
Organism: Cryphonectria parasitica EP155
Lineage: Eukaryota; Fungi; Ascomycota; Sordariomycetes; Diaporthales; Cryphonectriaceae
Exons: 1
Coding region: 22-243 (73 amino acids)
Source: RefSeq, a predicted model, not a curated record